This is a messenger RNA of Adineta ricciae, 2460 nucleotides long. The record is from the annotation of a GenBank genome assembly. NCBI's taxonomy places the organism in Eukaryota, Metazoa, Rotifera, Eurotatoria, Adinetida, Adinetidae.
AUGAUAUCCAAAGGUGGUGCUACUGCAUUGCGUGUGAUGACAUACAAUAUUCGAUAUGAUACUACUGCCGAUGGGCCAAAUCAAUGGCGAUACCGAAAAGCUAAAGUAGUUCAAUUAAUAAAAGAUCGAACACCUGAUCUGUUUGGCGUUCAAGAAGCUUUAGCUGGCCAAAUGAUGGAUUUGCAAACAGCAUUGCCUACCUACCGUCAUUAUGGUGUGGGUCGUGAUGAUGGUAAAACCAAAGGUGAAUAUUCAGCCAUAUUCUAUCGAGCUGAUCGUUUCGAUUUACUCAAAAGCGGUANUCAAUGGCAAUAUCGAAAAGCUAAUGUAGUUCAAUUAAUAAAAGAUCGAACACCUGAUCUGUUUGGCGUUCAAGAAGCUUUAGCUAGACAAAUGACGGAUUUGCAAACAGCAUUGCCUACCUACCGUCAUUAUGGUGUGGGUCGUGAUGAUGGUAAAACCAAAGGUGAAUAUUCAGCCAUAUUCUAUCGAGCUGAUCGUUUCGAUUUACUCAAAAGCGGUACUUUUUGGCUUUCGGAAACGCCAACCGUCGUUGGAAGUAAAGGAUGGGAUACAUCUAUAACGCGUAUAUGUAGUUGGACACAAGUUCGUGAUAAACGCACUCAACAAACGUUUUAUCACUUCAAUACACACUAUGAUCAUCGAGGUACAAAUGCUCGUCUUCAAAGUUCACAUCUGAUUUUGAAUCAGAUCAAAACAAUCGCUGGAGCUACCGCUCCUGUUAUUCUCACCGGAGACUUGAAUGCUACACCAAAUUCCGAUCCUUAUCGUGCGAUCAUUGCAGAUACUAUAUUUAAAGAUGCUUAUACAGCAUCUGAACUUCCCCAUUGUGGUCCCAGUGGUACCUUUUCCACGUUUAAUGUCUCAAGUGCGAUGGACAGUCGUAUAGAUUAUCUUUUUUCCAGUUCACAUUUCCGUGUUUUAGCAGAAAUUCAUCAAGAACAUUUUCACUUUCGUCUUGGAAAAAGAUGUCGCCACAAACGAUGGUAUUCAUUUGUUCGCAUCUCAACCAAGAAUAAGAAAGUGAUGCACAGGUGUAACUGCGGUAGUUCAUAUUCCAACCAAACUGAACUUGAUCGACACAAGACAAGUUGUUCGAAUAUUUCAUAUUUCUGCUCGCUUUGUCAUGAAGAAAUUCCGACAAAAGACAUGAGCGAGCAUUUAGUUCAUUGUGGAACAAAAACAGAAAAAUGCCCAAACUGUCAAAAAUUCAUCCAACGAUCUAUUUACAAUUAUCAUUUAGAAAAUAAUUGUAUUAUUUCUGAUGAAGAUGAUCUUGAAAUGAUGUCGAAUACGGGAAAUGACAAGGAGGAAACUGUUCCAUGUGAAUUCUGUCGUAAACAAAUCAAAUUUUGCGAUUAUAAUAAUCAUACCACUAAUUGCAAUCGGAGACGUGACGGUUUCGAUAUUCACAGACUAAUUCGAGAUUGCACUACCGAAUCAACAACAAGCGCUACAAGUCAGUCAGCAUCAUCGGUUUUGGUGAACACACCUUCUCAGAACGAUACUACAAGGGAAAGAAAAAAUAUUACUUCUGUUGUUCGUCUAACCACAUCGACUGUUCGAGAUAGUUUAAGCAAAGACUAUUAUCCCAUUGAAGUCGAUCACGUUGUUGAAAAUUUUCAAUUUAACAUUAUUCUCAUCGGUUCACCACGUGUUGGCAAAAGCCAAUUAAUCAACGCGUUAUGUGGUGAAGAAAAUAUUGCGGAGACAAGUCCUGGACUUAACUCAUGUACCAAAGAAAUCAAAUGUUACACGUUGAAAGAUAGACAACUAGCACCAGAUGGACAAUCAUUUCAGAUUAAUUUUUAUGAUACACCAGGAAUCGAAUCAUGGAUUGAGCAGAAUGGAGAGGAAACUAUGAAGAAGCUCAUUGAAGAGAAGAAUCCGAUUUGCGUCAUCUAUUGUGCGGCACCGGGAACGUUUGCUGAUUUGAAUCAACUUCAUUCAAUAUUGAAAAUGUGCAAAGAUAAACAAAUUUUUUGCGCACUUGUUUGUACAAAUAUGUGGUCGAAUCCCGGUCGUAAAGUUGUUAUUGACGAAUUUAAAAAACAGUUGGAGUUUUUCGGUGAAGAAAAUGUCAAAUCAUUCGAUCAAGGUGGAAAUCGUCAGCCACAUCAUGUGACAUUAUUCGGACAUGGAGCAUUAUGCACCAUGGUCAAUUCAGUUGAGUAUUAUGAUCCGGAUUUAUCAGCAGAAAGAAAACCAGUUCAAGGUGUCGAUGAAUUGAUUCAUUGUAUUAUGGAAGCGCUUGAUGAAGAGAAAUUAGUCGGAUGGUGCACUGCUGUUCUCUAUAGAAGAUCGUUCUGGGAGAAAGUUUUGCAUAAAACCAAUGGAUUCUUCUCCAGACAUUUCUCGGAUAUGCGCAAUUUUUUCGAUCCGAACAGUAGGACAAGUAUACAAUCUAUGAUAAGAAAUCUAUUCCAAGGAAGACGAUAA